GAUGGCGUCGGCAAGAGGAGCGCCGGUCUCCAUGGCGACGCGCGGACGCCGCGUCGCUUACAAAGGGUGCGAAGCGCAGGCGCAGUCUAACUUCCGGCUCAGGCGGCGGACCCCAUGGCGAAUUACAAGCCCGCCGACUCCAAGAGGGAGCAGUUCCGCCGCUACCUGGAGAAGUCCGGCGUCAUGGACAGCCUCACCAAAGUCCUGGUGGCCUUAUACGAAGAACCGGAGAAACCCAGCUGUGCCUUGGACUUUAUGAAACAUCAUUUAGGAGCUACUGCUCCAGAAAAUCCUGAAGUGGAAGCCCUUCGCUUGGAAGUGGCAGAGAUGAAAGAGAAGUAUGAAGCCAUGUUGGAAGAAAAUAAGAAACUAAAAGCAAAGCUCGCUCAGUAUGAACCACCUCAAGAAGAGAAGCGUGGGGAAUAAGAUCCUUUUGUAUUACUUGAAUAAAAGACCCUGAAGCACACAAAUCUAGUGUUCCUGACUCUUGCAGUAAUAAGUCUCCUUCAUAUGC
This is a messenger RNA of Podarcis muralis (Common wall lizard), 514 nucleotides long. RefSeq names its product MYC binding protein (gene MYCBP). The record is from RefSeq and is a predicted model, not a curated record. Gene Ontology annotation, biological process: regulation of DNA-templated transcription. NCBI's taxonomy places the organism in Eukaryota, Metazoa, Chordata, Lepidosauria, Squamata, Lacertidae. Gene Ontology annotation, molecular function: transcription coactivator activity. Gene Ontology annotation, cellular component: nucleus.